CAUGCUUAUCUUUCUUUCACUUUUAUUCUAACCUAAAAAUCAGACUAAAUAUCUAUCACAUCCUGCACCGUGGAACCUGAAAAGCGUCGAAAGAAUUCCACCAUGGCAGAGGCUAUGAGGCAAACUAUCGUCGAAAUGUUAAAGGGGAUUGAGAGGUACAAUCCCGACAAUCUUUCCACCCUCGAGAAAUACGUUGAAAUUCAGUCGAGGGAAAACGCUUAUGAUCUCGAGGCAAAUCUCGCUGUCUUGAAGUUGUAUCAGUUGAAUCCGCAACGCUUUAGUCAAGAUAUAACUUGCCAGAUAUUGCUGAAGGCUUUGACUAAUUUUCCUCACACAGACUUCGUUCUUUGUAAAUGUCUGCUGACUGAAAAAAUCAUGCAAGAAGAACCAAUCAACCAGAUCAUGUAUUUGGGAGAUAUUUUGGAACAGUGUGAUUUCCAACAUUUUUGGGACAGAGUUUUGUCUAUGCCAGAACUGUGCAAUAGAAUAGUUGGGUUUCAGGACUCCGUUCGCAAGUUUGUCUGCCAUGUUGUAGGAAUUACUUUCCAAACUAUCGACAAAGGUCUACUCGCCCAGCUACUCGGUGGAGUCGACGAUUCCACCUUGAAACACUGGGUCAAGAAAUACGGAUGGAAAGAAGAGUCUAAGAAUGUGAUUUUCAUUGCAAAUCAAGAUGAAAACAUCAAGACUAAAAAUAUCACAGAAAAAAUCGACUUUGAAAAUGUUGCUGGACUCAUGGCCGCAUGUCUGUAAGAGACAUGUGGAUUGUUUGUAAUAAAUUUGAUAUCAAAUAAAA
Diprion similis is the source of this 796-nucleotide messenger RNA. RefSeq names its product eukaryotic translation initiation factor 3 subunit K (gene eIF3k). Gene Ontology annotation, cellular component: eukaryotic translation initiation factor 3 complex; cytoplasm. Gene Ontology annotation, biological process: regulation of translational initiation. The record is from RefSeq and is a predicted model, not a curated record. Gene Ontology annotation, molecular function: translation initiation factor activity; ribosome binding. Lineage: Eukaryota; Metazoa; Arthropoda; Insecta; Hymenoptera; Diprionidae. The coding region runs from base 103 to 753 and encodes 216 amino acids. The transcript is spliced from 4 exons.